Messenger RNA from Lipotes vexillifer (Yangtze River dolphin), 1404 nucleotides. Its product is annotated as serpin B6-like. The record is from RefSeq and is a predicted model, not a curated record. Gene Ontology annotation, molecular function: serine-type endopeptidase inhibitor activity. Gene Ontology annotation, biological process: negative regulation of endopeptidase activity. Gene Ontology annotation, cellular component: cytoplasm. The transcript has 4 exons. Bases 1 to 1404 code for a protein of 467 amino acids. Lineage: Eukaryota; Metazoa; Chordata; Mammalia; Artiodactyla; Lipotidae.
AUGACUCCACCUAUGGAAAAUCCUCAUUUCAAAUUAAAUAGUUCAAAAGGUGAGACUUUCCAAAAGCUGGACUUUAUCAGUGCUGCAGAGGAAUCCAGGAAACACAUAAACACCUGGGUAGCCCAAAGGACAGAAGGAAAAAUUACAGACCUGCUGUCUCCAAAUUCAGUGGACCCCAUGACUUGUCUGGUUCACGUGAAUGCCAUCUACUUCAAAGGAAACUGGGAGAAUCAGUUUAACAAACAGCACACCAAGGAAAGGCUGUUCAAAGUCAGCAAGAAUGUGGAGAAGCCGGUGCAAAUGAUCUUCAAGAAAUCCACCUUUAAAAUGACCUACAUUGGAGAGAUAUUCACGAAGAUUCUGGUGCGUCCCUACGUCGGCAGGGAGCUCAAUAUGAUCAUCAUGCUUCCCGAUGAAAACACCAAUUUGAAAACGGUGGAAAAGGACCUUGUUUGUGAGAAAUUCAUCGAGUGGACGAGGCCGGACCUGAUGGAGGAAGAGGUGGAGGUGUCCCUGCCCAGGUUUAAGCUGGGGGAGAGCUACGACAUGGAGGAUGUCCUCCGCACCCUGGGCGUGACUGACGUCUUCGAGGACACCAGGGCGGAUUUCUCCGCGAUGUCGGCCCGGAGGGACCUGCGCCUGUCCAGGGUUAUGCACAAGACCUUUGCGGAGCUGGACUUUAUCAGUGCUGCAGAGGAAUCCAGGAAACACAUAAACACCUGGGUAGCCCAAAGGACAGAAGGAAAAAUUACAGACCUGCUGUCUCCAAAUUCAGUGGACCCCAUGACUUGUCUGGUUCACGUGAAUGCCAUCUACUUCAAAGGAAACUGGGAGAAUCAGUUUAACAAACAGCACACCAAGGAAAGGCUGUUCAAAGUCAGCAAGAAUGUGGAGAAGCCGGUGCAAAUGAUCUUCAAGAAAUCCACCUUUAAAAUGACCUACAUUGGAGAGAUAUUCACGAAGAUUCUGGUGCGUCCCUACGUCGGCAGGGAGCUCAAUAUGAUCAUCAUGCUUCCCGAUGAAAACACCAAUUUGAAAACGGUGGAAAAGGACCUUGUUUGUGAGAAAUUCAUCGAGUGGACGAGGCCGGACCUGAUGGAGGAAGAGGUGGAGGUGUCCCUGCCCAGGUUUAAGCUGGGGGAGAGCUACGACAUGGAGGAUGUCCUCCGCACCCUGGGCGUGACUGACGUCUUCGAGGACACCAGGGCGGAUUUCUCCGCGAUGUCGGCCCGGAGGGACCUGCGCCUGUCCAGGGUUAUGCACAAGACCUUUGCGGAGAGUUCUGACCAUGUAACAGGAAGUGUUAACCCAGUUGCUGAUGGAAUGCAACUGCACAUAUCAAAAUUACGAUCCUGGGGUAACUGUCAGCUUACUGCAUUAGCUAAGGAUAAAAUUACAUUGUGA